GAGGUUAGUUAGGGACAAUAACUAUCUUGCUUUUAUAUUGUUCAAAUUUCUUGAAUUGGAUUGAACCCAGUUCCAUCUCCUGACGAAUAGGGCAAUCACGUUGCUUGCACUGAUUUCUUCCAGCUUCUUUGGUCUAGUGUGAAUCAUGAGAAUCUUUCUGUUUCGUCAGUUUUCGACUUUGCUAGAUUCUGUGUCGAUUAAACCCACAUCUGCAGAACCUCAAUUUCAUGGAAAUUUGAGGAGGAGUUGGAAUUCAAUUCCAAUACCCAAUAGAACACUCCCUGAACCCAAAGGCCAAGAUCUUGAUUUUAUAAAUGUUGCACAUAGCCACCUGAUUCAUACUGAUUGGGAUAAGCUUAAUUCAUUAUCUACUCAUUUUACACCGUUCAGAGUUAAGCACAUUCUGCUAAGGAUGAAGAAAGAUCAUGUUCUUUCACUGGAAUUAUUCAAUUGGGUCAAAACCCAAAACCCUAAUUCUCUUACACUUGAAACCCAUUCGAUAAUCCUCCACACUCUUACCAAAAACAGAAAAUUCAAGUCUGCUGAGCUCAUUUUGAAGAGUAUACUCAUUCCAAGUUCAAUAGAUAUUGCAGAUAAGUUGUUUGAUGCAAUUCUUUAUUCAUAUCGAAUGUGUGAUUCCUCGCCUCGCGUGUUUGAUUCACUGUUCAAGACAUAUGCACAUAUGAAAAGGUUCAGGGAUGCUACAGAUACAUUUUUUCAUAUGAAGGAUUAUGGAUUUUUUCCUACUGUAGAGUCCUGCAAUGCUUAUUUGAGCUCUUUGCUUGAUUUACACAGGGUGGAUAUUGCUUUGGGAUUCUAUAAAGAAAUGAGUAGAUGUAGGAUAUCACCAAAUGUGUACACUCUUAACAUGGUUAUGUCUGCUUUUUGCAAAUCAGGAAAACUUGACAAGGCAGUGAAGGUGUUUGAGGAAAUGCAUAAUCUAGGAAUUAGUCCUAAUGAUACUUCUUACAAUACCUUGAUUAUAGGGUAUUGUCGAAAGGGUCUCUUGAACUCUGCUGUGAAGCUUAAAAACAUGAUGAGGGAGAGAGGAUUGGAGGCAAAUGUGGUUACAUUUAAUACUUUAAUUUAUGGGUUUUGCAAAGAAGGGAAAAUACAUGAAGCUAGUAAAGUUUUUAGUGACAUGAAAGUCCUGAAUGUACCUCCUAAUACCAUAACUUACAAUACUUUAAUAAAUGGAUACAGCCAAGUGGGGAAUAGUGAGAUGGGCAGCAUGCUUUAUGAGGAGAUGUCAAGGAAUGGUGUUAAAGCUGAUAUAUUGACAUACAAUGCCUUGAUUUCAGGUCUUUGCAAUGAGGGCAAGACCAAGAAGGCUGCAUAUAUGGUUAAAGAACUUGAUAAAUUGAACUUGUUUCCCAAUGCUUCUACCUUUUCUGCUCUUAUUAUUGGGCAGUGUAUGAGAAAUAACUCUGACCGUGCUUUUCAGCUGUAUAAAAGUAUGGUGAGGAGUGGUUGUCAUCCAAAUAAACAAACUUUCAACAUAUUGAUUUCUGCAUUCUGCAAGAACGACGAUUAUGAAGGAGCAUUUACAGUCCUGAUAGAAAUGUUUGAAAGAUGCAUGGCUCCAGGAUCAGAUGUUCUGUUGGAAAUUUACCAUGGACUUUGCCUAUGUGGAAAAGAUCAUUUGGCAAUGAAGUUGUGCAAUGAGAUGGAAGCUAGAACUAUCAUGCCAGAAGGUUUUGAAAAGGCUAAACCUAUUGAUAACAUAUAAUAAUAGUGCUCGUUAAGAUCACGGCACGUGUACAUGGGAUUCAGAAGGGUUCCCUAAAUCUAACUGAUUGGUCUGACCGAGCAGUAGAAAGCCCGACCUAUGAGAUUCAAAGAUCAAAGCAACUCCUCUGACUCUACCAAAGCCUGGAACAGAUGAGCAGACCCCUUCAAGGCCCGGUAUUGGAUGUAAGCCUGACCAGUCAUAAGUAACUAAGGGAAUCCACCUCAAUACAGAUCGAGCAGAGCACGACUUGACAAGAUUAGGGUAAGAUGCCGACCUCCUAUGCAUUGACUGUCUCCCCAGUGCGCUGCCGAGACCUUAAAUGCGCGGGUGGUAAGAUGAGUUGAUGUGAUGAGCACAAUGGAUAGGGUAUGGACUAGCCGGCUUUGCAUCUAUCAACGACGGAUUUAGCGUCAGACUUUGCUUCCAUCGAAAAAAAAAAAACAAACUUAGCUACGGCAUCAGCGACGAAUGUUAAUAUCUUUUUGUAUUUUUCAUUUCAUUAUCUGCUUGCUUGGGUUGCUUACAGUUAGGUGCUUAUAAUGUUAAUAUCUUUUUGUAUUUUUCAUUUCAUUAUCUGCUUGCUUGGGUUGCUUUCUUAGUUUGAGUGUCGUCACAUGAAUUUAAGACUCAUGCUAGAUAGGACACGAGAAGCAAAUUUUGCUAAGCCACUGGUUCUCAUAGUGUCUUAAUUCAAUUUGGAGCUAAAUGGUUUUCGUAUUCCUCUAAAUAGGCAUAUUGUUUAUACAAACAGAACAAGUUGAAUAAAGCAUUGGAGUCUUUGAAAGUCCAAGAGAGAAAUUCUGAAACCAUGCUGUUAGAAUCACAAAUUCUUUUUUGUAUGGGGAAAAUGGGUGCUUGUGUUGAUGUCUAUCAGAAGCUUCUAAAGUCCAAGAUUGAUUCCCUGGAAAUAAACCAUGUUGCUGGUUUGGUUUUGGGUGGGAGAGCUUCUGAAGUGCUAGGAAUGAUGGAGGCAAAUCGGAUUAAAGCAUCUAGCAGUUUUGAACUGGCAUACAACACUGCUUGUUCUUUGAUUGAAAGGAAUAAGUACAUAGAAGCAGAACAAAUUUUGCUGACAGCUAGAAGAUGUCUCGAAGAACAGUAUCAUCUAGAGGCAAAGGACAUGGCCAACAUAUCUCUAUAAAUGAAACACAUGAGGCAGUAGAGGUGUAAGAGGAAACACGGGAGCAUACUCCAUAAAUAAAUGCAUCAUCAUCAUCACAUCAUUGUAGAUUCUACUUCUCCAUUAGAUGUUUCAGCAAAUUGAUAGAUUUGUUUUAAACUUUAUAAACAUUGUUAAGUACUAUUGAUUUAUUCUAAACUUUCAACUUUAUAAAUAUUUUGAAGUAUUUGUGC
This is a messenger RNA of Manihot esculenta (cassava), 3085 nucleotides long. Its product is annotated as pentatricopeptide repeat-containing protein At4g26680, mitochondrial. The transcript is spliced from 2 exons. Gene Ontology annotation, molecular function: protein binding. The coding region runs from base 146 to 1729 and encodes 527 amino acids. Lineage: Eukaryota; Viridiplantae; Streptophyta; Magnoliopsida; Malpighiales; Euphorbiaceae. The record is from RefSeq and is a predicted model, not a curated record.